This is a messenger RNA of Melospiza melodia melodia, 723 nucleotides long. RefSeq names its product low affinity immunoglobulin gamma Fc region receptor II-like. Gene Ontology annotation, biological process: cell surface receptor signaling pathway. The record is from RefSeq and is a predicted model, not a curated record. Gene Ontology annotation, molecular function: transmembrane signaling receptor activity. Bases 10 to 723 code for a protein of 237 amino acids. The transcript is spliced from 6 exons. Gene Ontology annotation, cellular component: plasma membrane. Lineage: Eukaryota; Metazoa; Chordata; Aves; Passeriformes; Passerellidae.
GACACCGGGAUGGCCGGGAAGGUGGCGCUGCUCCUGUGGGCCCAGACCCUUGGCCUUGCUGGUGCUGAGACCACCCAGCUCCUGGUGGAGCCCCCCUGGAGGUCGGCAGUGCUGUGGGACCGGGUGACAUUGACCUGCCAGGGCUUGGGGAACACUGGUGUCACCACCUGCUACAAGGACAUGCAGUGCUGGAGGCAGGAGGGACACAACAGCCUCACUGUCACCAAGAAUGGCACCUACACGUGUGAGAGACCCAGCAGGGGGCUCAGCCCUCCUGUGAGAGUCUUAGAUGCCCCAUUGGUGCUGCAGGUGCCAGUGCGGGCACUGCUGGAGGAUGACACGGUGACACUGCGCUGCCGGCGCUGGCGGGACAACCCGGUCAGCUCAGUGUCCUUUUACCGCGCGGAGAAGAAACUUCAGGAGCUCUGCAAUGGGACCGAGCUGUCCCUGUCUCCUCUGCAGCUGCAACACAGUGGCUGCUACAGCUGUGGGAGCAUGGUGAAAUCCAGGGUAUCAUGGGGAUGGGAGGAGUCGGAAUCAGUGACAGUGACAGUGCAUGGUGACCCCGUGACCAUGCGCUGCUUGGUGCAGGGGGGCUCAGCCUCUGUCACCUUCACCGAGCUGCACAACAGGCAGGAGGUGGCCCAAGCAGUGGCUGCAGGGGUCUGCGGGUCCCUCCUGUUCCUACUUCUGCUCCUGGCUGUCAUCAGGGGCUGGCACUAG